UUUAUUUCAGGUGGGAAAAUUGCAAAAGUAAUUGUUAACAGACUGGAAGAUGUAUCAACACCUAGACCACAAAUCAAAGUCCAGGUUAAAGUUGAGAAGCAGGAAAGUGCUUUUGAUGACAGUUGGAUUGGAGCUGCACGUAGUGAUACAGCUACUCAGCAGAUCAAAAUCGAAAAGCAGGAGGAUGAAUUUGGAGAAUGUGAAUUUGCAACUAGCAACGUCAAAGAUGAGUCAUCCUCACACAAUGGUUCAACUUCCAAUCAGAUGGCGAGAGUUAAGCAGGAGAAUGAUAGCAGCCAAGAACCAGCGCCAGAGUGCAGCACUGCAUGCUCUCCAACUGAUGGUGAUUUCAGCCAACAACAUUAUCUAAUCCCUGGCUAUAAUCUAAUAUUCAUCAAGGAGGAAGAAUAUGUUGAGCAAGAGACAGAAGGAUGUUCAGUGGAGAGUAAACCGGAGAUGUGGCCUUCAAACUUCAGCACAUCUGAAACUGCAAAGGCAACAAAAGUGGGUGAACUGGAUGCACAUUCAAUCUCUCCAGUGGAAGACGGCACUGAGCCAUCAUUGGCUGGCAAAAAGAUCAAGCUCUACAGCUGUGCUGACUGCAGCUAUGAAACAAGAUGGAUCAGUUAUUUAAAGAGACACAUGAGAAAACACACUGGAGAAAAGCCUUUCAGUUGUGAUUUAUGUGACUAUAAUGUGCUCAAUCAAGUGCUUUGAAAUCACAUAUCAGAACACAUACAGGAGAAACACCUUUCAGCUGCGAGUAUUGUGACUAUAAAUGUGCUUGGUCAAGUACUUUGAAGGAACAUAUCAGAACACAUACAGGAG
Nilaparvata lugens (brown planthopper) is the source of this 828-nucleotide messenger RNA. RefSeq names its product zinc finger protein 19-like. Gene Ontology annotation, molecular function: DNA-binding transcription factor activity, RNA polymerase II-specific; RNA polymerase II transcription regulatory region sequence-specific DNA binding. NCBI's taxonomy places the organism in Eukaryota, Metazoa, Arthropoda, Insecta, Hemiptera, Delphacidae. Bases 265 to 717 code for a protein of 150 amino acids. Gene Ontology annotation, cellular component: nucleus. The transcript has 5 exons. Gene Ontology annotation, biological process: regulation of transcription by RNA polymerase II. The record is from RefSeq and is a predicted model, not a curated record.